AUGCAGGCUUUUGUCGCAAAGAAUCAAUUCAAAAUUGGCGACGGUUGUGGUGGUUCACGUGUCUAUGUUGGUCUCAUGAGGGAUGGAAGUGAAGUUGCUGUUAAGAGAAUUUUAGUACAAAGUGAGGAUGACACAGUUGAAAAUGAAAAGGAAAUCAUGACUCUCAUAGAGACGAGCAGAUGUCCAUUCAUUGUAAACUAUCGAUAUUUUCACCGUGGGGAAGACUUCAUGUAUCUUAUUCUUGAUCUUUGCGAAGAAACCUUGAGGGAACUUGUCCAUGCAUCCAGUAUUGAACAUCUACAAGAGCAUGGUCCACGAAUGAUUUGGGAAAUUCUAUCAGGACUUGAAUUUCUUCAUGGUAAAGGAAUAUUGCACAGAGAUUUAAAACCAUCAAACGUCCUGGUUGAUAUCGCAUGUCGCAUGAAAUUGGCAGACUUUGGAAUAAGCCGCGUUCUUAAAGACGAUGAAACAACAGUUAAAACAUUUGCUGAAGGUACUCCUGGAUGGGUGCCACCAGAAGUAAUUGAAGCAAUAGUGAAAAAAGAAAAGAGUCGUUUCAAAAAAAAAUCAGAUGUCCAGGUAGCGGGUAUGAUUGCUUUCUUCAUCUUAACUAAAGGUGAACACCCUUUUGGAUCUUCGUUAGAUAGAAUGAAUAAUAUUUUAAAAGGAAACCCUGUCUAUUUGAAAAAACUUGAUGAUCUCGAAGCUCAAAAGUUUGUGUCGUGGCUGAUUAAUCACAAGAUCGAUGAUAGACCUUAUGCUGACGAAGCAUUGUGUGAUUCUUUAUUUAACGAGACAAAUCCUACAUUUUGA
This is a messenger RNA of Dendronephthya gigantea, 813 nucleotides long. Its product is annotated as serine/threonine-protein kinase/endoribonuclease IRE1-like. Gene Ontology annotation, molecular function: protein serine/threonine kinase activity; ATP binding; RNA endonuclease activity. NCBI's taxonomy places the organism in Eukaryota, Metazoa, Cnidaria, Anthozoa, Malacalcyonacea, Nephtheidae. The record is from RefSeq and is a predicted model, not a curated record. Gene Ontology annotation, biological process: intrinsic apoptotic signaling pathway in response to endoplasmic reticulum stress; protein phosphorylation; IRE1-mediated unfolded protein response. Bases 1 to 813 code for a protein of 270 amino acids. Gene Ontology annotation, cellular component: IRE1-TRAF2-ASK1 complex. The transcript has a single exon.